This is a messenger RNA of Apus apus (common swift), 3912 nucleotides long. It is a transcript of the gene SQLE, whose product is annotated as squalene epoxidase. The record is from RefSeq and is a predicted model, not a curated record. The transcript is spliced from 11 exons. Lineage: Eukaryota; Metazoa; Chordata; Aves; Apodiformes; Apodidae. Gene Ontology annotation, cellular component: endoplasmic reticulum; membrane. Bases 548 to 2266 code for a protein of 572 amino acids. Gene Ontology annotation, molecular function: squalene monooxygenase activity; flavin adenine dinucleotide binding. Gene Ontology annotation, biological process: sterol biosynthetic process; cholesterol metabolic process.
GCCUGCGUGGGGCGGCUGCUCGGAGCUGCCCGGAGCUGCUCGGAGCUGCUCGGAGCUGCCCGGAGCUGCCCGGGCGGAGCGGCCCCCGCGUGUCCCCGGGGAGUCCGAGCCUGCCUCUACCCGUGGGGGGGCGUCACUGGGCGUGGGGGCUCCGGCCGCACCGCCGCCAGCCCGGGAGCAUCCGUCCCGGCAGCCGAGGAGGGGCUGGGCGCGGCGGAGGGCUGAGCCCGGCCCGAGCUCCGGGCCCUCGCUGGCUUUUAAGAAGAUCUUCUGAUUUCUUUUUUUUUUUUUUUUUUUGGCGUUUUUCUGAACCUGUCUCCGGGCUCUUGUGGCAGCCCAGCGAGGUGGGGCUUGUUUCCUCUACAGGAGUUUGUGGAGCUCCGUAUUCUUUCAUUGAGAUCUCUUUCCCGUUCAAUCGCAAAGGGAAUCUUCGCGUUUCUGUGCGUACGUUUUUCGUACCUUGCACAAAACCCCCUUUUUGGGCAGCGUCCAUCGACGGGAGAGCUUUGCAGGAAGCAGCCAGGAGCAGUGACCAGUCCCCCUCACUAUGUGGACAUUUCUGGGUAUUGCCUCCUUCAUCUACGUGUAUAAAAAGUGUGGAGACCUCAUGACUUACGCUAAUAAGGAGGUGCUGCUCUCCAUGCUGGUGUUUUUCUCCCUCGGCUUGUUGCUGUCGUACAGGUACCACUUCAAGGGGCCCAAGCAGCAGCAGCAGCAAAAGACCCAUCGGGGGUUGCUCUCAGAUGUUCUCUCAGCUUUACCACUUGUUGGCUUCUUCUGGGCCAAACCCACCCCAGGAUCUCAACAAGUUGAAAAACCCAAAUCCAGAAAGGGUAAAAGAGAAGUAAACUCCUCAGAGGUACAUCUGACAGAGACAGCUCCAAAUGCUACGUUAUCGCUUCAACAUGAUCCAGAGAUCAUAAUUGUGGGAUCAGGUGUCCUUGGUUCUUCCUUGGCCACAGUCCUCUCGAGGGAUGGAAGAAAGGUGACUGUGAUAGAGAGGGAUCUGAAAGAACCUGACAGGAUAGUUGGAGAACUGUUGCAACCUGGAGGUUUCAAAGCACUUAAAGACUUGGGUCUUGAAGAUACAGUAGAAGGUAUAGAUUCACAAAUAGUAAAUGGUUACAUAAUUCAUGACAUAGAGAGCAAAUCAGAGGUUGAAAUUCCUUAUCCAACAUCUGGGGAUGGCCACGUGGCAAGUGGAAGAUCUUUUCAUCAUGGCCAGUUCAUCAUGGGUCUCCGAAGGGCAGCGAUGGCAGAACCCAAUGCAAAAUUCAUUGAGGGGACUGUGUUAGAAUUGCUCGAGGAAGAUGACUGUGUCAUGGGUGUUCGGUACAAGGACAAAGAAACUGGAGACACUAAGGAACUUCAUGCACCUCUUACUGUUGUAGCUGAUGGACUCUUCUCCAAGUUCAGAAAAAACUUGGUCUCCAACAAAGUUGUUGUUUCAUCCCAUUUUGUUGGUUGCAUUUUGAAGGAUGCACCACAGUUUAAAGCUAAUCACGCUGAACUUGUUUUAGCUAAAACCAGUCCAGUGCUAGUCUAUCAGAUUUCUUCAACUGAGACUCGGGUCCUUGUUGAUAUUCGAGGGAAAAUGCCAAAAAAUUUAAAAGAAUACAUGAUUGAGAACAUUCAUCCACAACUACCUGAUCACUUAAAGGAACCGUUCCUAGUAGCAGUUCUGAACGAUCGGUUAAGGACUAUGCCAGCCAGCUUCUUGCCUCCUUCAGCUGUUAACAAAAAAGGUGUUCUUCUUUUAGGGGAUGCCUAUAAUAUAAGACACCCUCUAACUGGUGGAGGAAUGAGUGUUGUUUUAAACGAUGUUAAAAUAUGGCGAAGUUUACUCCAGGAUAUUCCAGACCUUUAUGAAGAUUCUGAUGUUCUUAAGGCAAAAAUAACUUUUUACUGGUCAAGGAAAAAAUCACAUUCUUUUGUAGUGAAUGUUCUUGCCCAGGCACUUUAUGAGCUGUUUGCUGCUACAGAUGAUUCCUUGCAUCAGCUAAAGAAAGCCUGUUUCCAUUACUUCAGACUUGGUGGAGAAUGUGUCUCUGGUCCUGUUGGAUUGCUCUCAGUGUUAUCUCCUAAACCAAUGGUACUGAUUGGCCACUUCUUUGCUGUGGCAUUAUAUGCUGUUUACUUUUGCUUUAAGUCAGAGUCCUGGAUCACCAUGCCUCGAGCAUUUUUCAGCAGUGGAGCUGUUCUUUACCGGAGUUGUUCUAUAAUAUUUCCACUUAUUUACUCUGAAAUGAAGUAUUUAGUCUAUUAAAAUCCAGGGGGGAAAAGUUUGGAGGAAGAAAACAUGAAUAUCACAAUGCCUUCAAAAUCUGUGGACAUGUACUAUUUAAUAUUGUGUUAUGUUUUCUGCUCUUCAAAAUACAAUUUCCUUGCUAAGGAUUUGACUUAAUUUUGGUUUUGUGGUUAUAUACAUAUAUAUAAUAUGUAAAUAUUCUUUUCUUUGCAAUUAAAGUUAAAAAAGGAGUUAGCUGUUUACAAGGACCUUAAUUAAGUGUUGAUAUGUGAUAGGUAGUUGCCAGUUUUGACACUUUCAUUUCUUGCUUUAUCCAUUGCUGAGUGCACCACUAAUAUUAAUAAACUGAGAAAUGAAAACUGUAAACUAUAUAUGCUGCUAUCAUCUGUCAUGCUUUUUUUCUGUUCUGUAGUUCCAUAGGCUGUUUCUUUACUAUUGUGAAACAUUGAAACAUACUUGAUUUAUUUCUGUAGGGUUUGCCUCUUUCCGUUGCAGCUAAGUGUCUGCUGACACUUAAAAGGACACUGUAAAGGAUUUCAGAUCUUGAAGUGUCACUGUUGCCAGUGCCACAUUGCUCUUCUGGAAUAAUUCUUUACACAAUUAAUUUGAAGAAUAAUCAAAUCACAAUUAUGUUGACUACUGCAUCGUACUCAGGUACUGAAAGCACAUGCUUUUUAAACUUUCUUCCUAUCUCACUUCCUUUUGAAAACUUAGGAGUUUUGGUUUGGUGUAAUUGUGUGUGUGCAAAUGAAGUUUUAACACUGCCAUGAACUGAAGCACAGCAACAAACCACAUCUACUGAAACAAAUUGAGUCCAGGCUAUUUCCAGUAUACAGUAAAUUAAUCUUUAAAAGUAAUAUUUAAUGCUACUUCUUAAAAUUCCUGGCAAGUACCAUGAAAGUGUCCUUUCAAUACCUGAAGCAUGAUUUUUUUUUUUUCCUGUAGAAAUUUCUGCACGCUACUGAGGGGUUUGUGUCUUUUACUGUUGGUCACUCUUCCUCUCAAUGUUCUCUUUGUCCAUGUGCUUUCCUUUGGUCUUGUCAAGUUUCAUUUUUUCCCCUUUCUUACGGUUGCUUUGCAUUUGGCUGUAUGGCUUUCGUGCUUUGGUUUGCUGAAACAAUCACACAUCAGUGCAGCCAGCAGCUUGGGGAUCAGCCACAGGUUAAAUUUUUCUGUCCUGGUGAAACUUUGUCUGUAUCUUUUGAAAAUGACAGGUUGCAUAAGCUGUACAUAAACAGACAUUUGAUGUUGGACCGUGAAAAAAAAAUCUGUGGAGAUGCUUUUUUAGUGUUUUAGUUGGCUGAUAUUUCAAAUGACCUGUUCUUUUCCAGAAGCAAAAGUAUGUAUAUUUUUCUAAUCAUGUCACUUUUGAUACCUUCUUAAAAUUACAUGCAUCAUUACUAUGUUUGUGUUUAAACUUUAGGGUAAAGUAAUAAUAUUUUCAAGUAACAUUAUACAUGGUAACUAAAUUAUGUCCCUUUAAGAGUAUAUAAACUUUACAGAAUUUAUACAAGUGUUUUCAAAAUUUGUGAUAAUUUUGAAAAUAUUGAUUAAUUUUACAUUUUCUAUUUUUUAUAUUAUUUUCAGUCUCUUUAAAGGAUAAACAGUCCUGAGCCAAAUAUGCACCCUCAGCUAACUUAAAUAAAAAGUUGUGAUAUCUGUAA